AUGGAGGCGUUCGGAGGGUUUGCGGAAGCUCAAGUCUUAAGCCCAGAGCAGGCUGCCAGUUACCUGAGAUACGUGAAGGAAGCCAAAGAAGCAACUAAGAAUGGAUAUUUGGAAGAAGCACUUAAACUUUUCAAUUUGGCAAAAAACAUUUUUCCCAAUGAAAAGGUGAUGAGCAGAAUCCAAAAAAUACAGGAAGCCUUGGCGGAAUUGGCAGAAAAUGGGGAUGAUGAAUUCACAGAUGUGUGCAACUCUGGCUUGCUGCUUUAUCGAGAAUUGCACAACCAAUUAUUUGAGCACCAGAAGGAAGGUGUAGCUUUCCUCUACAGCCUAUAUAAGGAUGGAAGAAAAGGUGGUAUCUUGGCAGAUGACAUGGGAUUAGGGAAGACUGUUCAAAUCAUCGCUUUCCUUUCUGGUAUGUUUGAUGCUUUGCUUGUGAAACACGUGCUACUGAUCAUGCCAACCAAUCUUAUAAGCACGUGGGUAAAAGAAUUUGUCAAGUGGACUCCAGGGAUGAGAGUCAAAGCUUUUCAUGGUCCUAGUAAGGAUGAACGGACCAGAAACCUCAGUCGGAUACAGCAAAGGAGUGGUGUCAUUAUUACUACCUACCAAAUGUUAAUCAAUAAUUGGCAGCAACUAUCAAGCUUGAAUGGCCAAGAGUUUGUGUGGGACUAUGUCAUUCUUGAUGAAGCACAUAAAAUAAAAACCUCAUCCACUAAGUCAGCAAUAUGUGCUCGUGCUAUUCCUGCCAGUAAUCGAAUCCUCCUCACAGGAACCCCAGUCCAGAAUAAUUUACAAGAACUAUGGUCCCUGUUUGAUUUUGCUUGUCAAGGGUCUCUGCUGGGAACAUUAAAAACUUUUAGGAUGGAGUAUGAAAAUCCUAUUACUAGAGCAAGAGAGAAGGAUGCUACUCCAGGGGAAAAAGCCUUGGGAUUUAAGAUAUCUGAAAACUUAAUGGCAAUCAUAAAACCAUAUUUUCUCAGGAGAACUAAAGAAGAGGUACAGAAGAAAAAGUUAAGCAACUCAGAGGUCAGACUUAGUGAAAAUAAUCCAGAUGUUGAUGCCACUUGUGAAAUGCUGUCCCUUUCCAGGAAAAAUGAUUUAAUUAUUUGGAUACGUCUUGUACCUUUACAAGAAGAAAUAUACAGGAAAUUUGUGUCUCUAGAUCAUAUCAAGGAGUUGUUAAUGGAGACACGCUCACCUCUGGCUGAACUAGGUGUCUUAAAGAAGCUGUGUGAUCACCCUAGGCUGCUGUCUGCACGGGCUUGUCGUUUGCUGAAUCUAGGGGCCAUCACUUUUUCUGUUCAAGAUGAAAAUGAAGAUGAUUCCUCAGAUGGGGGCCAUAUUGAUCAAUUAACUGAUGAUACAUUGAUGAAAGAAUCUGGAAAGAUGAUAUUUCUAAUGGACCUGCUUAAGAGACUGAGAGAUGAAGGGCACCAAACACUGGUAUUUUCCCAAUCAAGACAAAUUCUAAACAUCAUAGAACGCCUCUUAAUGAAUAGGUGCUUUAAAAUAUUGAGAAUUGAUGGAACAGUUACUCAUCUUACAGAGCGAGAAAAAAGGAUUAACUUAUUCCAGCAAAAUAAAGAUUACUCUGUUUUUCUCCUUACCACUCAAGUAGGUGGUGUUGGUUUAACAUUAACUGCAGCAACUAGAGUGGUCAUUUUUGACCCUAGCUGGAAUCCUGCAACUGACGCUCAAGCUGUGGAUCGAGUUUACCGGAUUGGGCAAAAAGAAAAUGUUGUGGUUUAUAGACUGAUCACUUGUGGGACUGUAGAGGAAAAAAUAUACAGAAGGCAGGUUUUCAAAGACUCAUUAAUAAGACAAAGUACUGGUGAUAAGAAGAACCCUUUCCGGUAUUUUAGUAAACAAGAACUAAGAGAGCUCUUUACUAUUGAGGAUUUUCAGAACUCUGCAACUCAGCUGCAGCUUCAGUCUUUACAUGCUGCUCAAAGGAGAUCCGAUAAAAAACUGGAUGAACAUAUCGCCUACUUGCAUUCUUUAGGGAUAGCUGGAAUCUCGGACCAUGAUUUGAUGUACACACGUGAUCUCUCUGUUAAAGAAGAGCUUGAUGUAGUGGAAGACUCGUACUACAUUCAACAGAGGGUUCAGAAAGCACAAUUUCUUGUUGAAUCAGAGUCUCAAAAUACAGAGCUCCUAAUGGAAAGACAGAGAACUGUAAAUGAAAGAACCUGGCCAAGAGAACCUGUGUUCCCUUCUCAAAUAAAGAAGAAACACCCUCAGUUGAAUAAACCACAGCCUCAGCUUUCACCUCUUAUGACUACUCAUAAUUCUCCAGAAGAAAUCAGUCUCCAAAUGGCAAGUGUAAUCAUUGAUGAUCAGUUGGAAGAGAGUGAGAGGCAAGAUCUCUCCAGUAAGAUGGAUCAUACCCUCCAGCACCUAUGCAAAAGUACAGUUGAUGCUGACAUUGUGGCAACUUUACCCAAGGAGUACAGAAGUGUGGAAGAAAUUUGUGUUGACUCUUCAUUGGGAAUGGCAAAAGGUUUUGCAAAUGAAAGUGAAGCACUACAAAAAGAGGAAUUGAGAGAAGGCCCUACACAGAAGGCACUGCUAGAGAGCUCUCUGGAAAGUUUUAAUUAUUUACUUAGCAAAUCAGUCAGAGCUGAUCUUGGGCCAAAUCUAGUUCAACUAGAGGAUGAUGAGAUUUUAUAUCACUCCAAUCCCUGGCCCAUUGAUCCCAUAAAUGAAAGUCAAAAUAUAGACCAGAAUGCAGCUGUUACUAAAAUAACUGAUGAUAACUUAUCAGCAUCCCACAGUACACUGCAGGAUGCUCAAGUAAAUGAGGCCAAGUUGGAAGAGGAACCUUUAGUAUCUUCACAGUAUGCAUGUGAUUUCAAUCUUUUCUUGGAAGACUCUGCAGACAAUAGACAAAAUCUUUCCAGUCAGUCUUUGGAACAUGUUGUGAAAGAAAAUAGUGUGUAUGACUCCACAGCUAAUUCUAGAGCAGAGUUUGAGCAGAGCCAAGCAUGUCUCAGUAUGGGUAUUUCUGAGAAUGAUGAUGAGUCAGAAGUAGUGUUGAAUGUGAAAGUCAGAAGUAAAGUCAGAAGGAUCACUUCAGAUGGCGAAGAUGAAGAUGAUACUUUUAAAGGAACUUCAACAUUCAGCACAUCUCCCUUUGAAUUCUCAUCUGAAAGAGGAUUUGAUGCUUCAACUCCCAGAGAUGACAUCAGUUUACCUGGAAGGUUCUUUUCGCCUAAAAUACCUGAUAAUAUAAAUAAGUCAGUAAACUCUAGAAGAUCCCUGUCUUCAAGGAGGUCUCUUAUUAAUGUGGUUUUAGACCAUGUGGAGGAUAUGGAAGAAAAAAUUGUUAACAGUGAGGGAGAGGUUGCUGAAGAUUAUUUGGAGGGAGGCGCAGAGGAAAGUAGUGGCGAUGCCUCAGAUUGCACAGAAGAGGUUCCUUCCAGAGAAGAGGCUCCUUCCAGAGGAAUGCUGUCUGCAGAAAGUGAGUCCAACUGGUUAAUGACACCUAAGUGUGGUGCUCUAGUUCAAGAGACCACUCUUGGUGACCCUGAGGCUUUGUCUGAUGGACAGUUGGUUGAUUCUCCCCAGGAUAAGUCAGUGGAGACUGCAGAUGACUAUGAGACUCUUGUAACGCGUGGAAAAGAACUGAAAGAGUGUGGAAAGAUACAGGAGGCCUUAGACUGCUUAGUUAAAGCACUUGACAUAAAAAGUGCAGAUCCUGAAGUCAUGCUUAUGACUUUAAGUUUGUAUAAGCAACUUAAUAAAACUUAAGACUAUAACUUGUUUAUUGUAUGUUAAAGCAAAAGUGACUGAGGUAAUUUGAUUCCUUAGUUGGGUUUUUUGAGUAUGGAACAUUCAGGUUUAAGAUGAGAUUUCAGA
Messenger RNA from Condylura cristata (star-nosed mole), 3858 nucleotides. It is a transcript of the gene ERCC6L, whose product is annotated as excision repair cross-complementation group 6-like. The coding region runs from base 1 to 3750 and encodes 1249 amino acids. The record is from RefSeq and is a predicted model, not a curated record. The transcript has 2 exons. Gene Ontology annotation, molecular function: ATP binding; DNA translocase activity; ATP-dependent chromatin remodeler activity. Lineage: Eukaryota; Metazoa; Chordata; Mammalia; Eulipotyphla; Talpidae.